AACAAUUUAUAGCUAUUAACAAAUUGAUAAUUGAGUAAACGGGCCCAUGCAACAGUCCAUGAAAUGAAAGCAUGAUAACCAUAUUCUUUUACUAAAAAUGAAUUUGUAUUGUGCUUACCGGAAUUUCCCCUAAUUCUGUUUUAAGAGAGAAUGAAAGCAAAACCUAGGCAUUACACAGUCAGCGCCUCAGAGCAUCUCACAAAGGAGCCGUUGGUAAACUGAAUAAACUUCAGACAUGUCUGAAAGUAGUUCUCUGAACCAGCACUAUGAAGAGAAGGUGCGUCCAUGUAUUGAUCUAGUGGACUCUCUCAGGGCACUAGGUCUUGAAAAGGACCUGAACCUGCCAGCUAUUGCUGUCAUCGGUGAUCAGAGCUCAGGAAAGAGUUCUGUGUUGGAAGCUCUAUCUGGAGUGUCGCUGCCUAGGGGAACAGGUAUUGUGACACGCUGUCCUCUGGUACUGAAACUGAAGAAAUUUACAAAGGACAAAAACUGGCAUGGAUUGCUGUCAUAUAAGGAUCAAAUAAAGACACUAAACGACCCAGAGGAUGUAGAGAAUGCUGUCUUAUAUGCUCAGGGAGUACUGGCUGGUAACGGAGAAGGGAUCAGUCAUGAGAUGAUCACUCUGGAAAUCCAGUCAUGUGACGUUCCUGAUCUUACUCUCAUUGACCUGCCAGGCAUUGCUAGAGUUGCCACUGCCAACCAGCCAAAAGACAUUGACAAACAAAUAAAAGACCUAAUUAAAAAGUUCAUUCAAAGGCAAGAGACCAUCUGUUUGGUUGUGGUGCCUGCAAAUGUUGACAUCACCACCACUGAGGCACUGCAGAUGGCAUCCGAAGUGGAUUCAACUGGAGAAAGGACUUUGGGUGUUCUGACUAAACCUGACUUAGUGGACAAAGGCAUGGAGAAGACUGUGGUCAGAACAGUGAAUAAUGACAUUAUAACAUUGAAGAAGGGCUACAUGAUUGUUAAAUGCCGAGGCCAGAAUGACAUCAAUGAGAGACUUGAUCUGGCCAGAGCUCUGGAAAAAGAAAGAAUUUUUUUUGAAGAACAUGAUGAUUUCAGAUCUCUCCUUGAAGAAAAAGCUACAAUACCGCUUCUUGCAAAAAGACUCACAAACGAAUUGUUUGAACACAUUGUUAAAACACUGCCAGACUUGCAGAAACAACUUGACAUGAAAUUACAGAAGACGUCUGUGGAUCUUAGAGCACUGGGUGAUGGAGUUCCUCUUGGUGAACAUGAGAAGAUCAAAUUCCUGGUUACGAAAAUUAGCCAGUUCAAUGAUGCCCUUGAAAGAGUCAAGAAGGCAGAAGAAGAUGUAAAAAUUCCAAACACAAGGGUCUUCAACAAAAUCAGGGUGGAAUUUCAAAAAUGGAGAUCCGCCCUGAAUGCCAAAGCCAUUAAGACGGAGGACAUCCUCAGAGUUGAGGUAAAAGAGUAUGUGAGGACUCAUAGAGGAAUGGAGCUUCCUGGAUUUUUAAACUACAGAACGUUUGUGAGCAUUAUCACAGAAUACAUCGAGGAUAUGGAGGAACCUGCUUUAAAGAUGCUCAAAGAUGUCACAGAUAUUGUUCACUCCUCUGUAGACCAUAUCGUUAACACUCAUUUUAAUGCCUUAUCUCACCUGGAGAGUGCUGCGAAAGAGCGAACUGAUUGCUUACUUGAUAAGCAGUUUCAGAAAGCUGAGAAGAAAAUACGUUCACAGUUUAAAAUGGAGAAGAUUGUUUACUCCCAAGAUGAUCUCUACAGUGACCAGCUAUGCAAUGUAAAACGAAAAUCAAAUGCAAAUCAAGGGCUUCUGGCAUCAUUUGUCAAUGCAGAUGUACGUGACAUGGGAUACCAUCUCAUCUCCUAUUUAACGAUUACCACUGAACGUCUGGCUAAUCAAGUUCCACUGAUAGUCCUGUAUCACACGCUGAACAAGUACAUCGCUCAGCUUCAGUGUGAAAUGCUUGUCAUGACUAGAGAGAAUGAUCCAGGAAUGCUGCUCCAAGAAGAUUCUGAUAUUGAACGUAAGAGGAAUGAAUUGAGAGAGCAACUGAAGCGCCUGCAGAGAGCUGGUAUAGCACUGUCAAAGUAUAAGCAUUCUGCAUAAUUGUGGGUAGAACCAUCACCUCACAUCAAGAUCCCUGGUUUGAGUCCCUGCUGACCAUAACACUGCGGCUCCAGUAUCCCUGCGAGCCUACGAUUGGUGGAAAAUCCUCAUUUUCAAAAUUUCCUAUAUUUGUUUUCUUAUUGCAUGUUACUGGUCUUAUUGUGAAUGAUUCAUACUGUAUGAAAAUAUAUAUUUUUGCAUUUUUUCCAUUUAGUCAUGAUGUGAGUGGAAAUUAAAAACACCUUCAUUCCUUGAAAGACAAAAAAUCACAUCUGUUUUAUGUAGGUUGUACUGUCCCUUUUGAAGUUUGUGGUGUGUUUUCAUGUGAAACAUUUAUAUCUGAAAAUGCAUUGGUGCACUGGUUAUGGUUUGUGUGGAUCCAGUCUCCGACAGACUUCAGAUGACCUAUUUCUCUAUAUUGUAAUCAUUAUAUUUCACUUGUAAUAAUAGCUUUAAUAAGCUUCUGCCUAAAAUGAAUUCAUGUUAGCAAACUCUAUGAUUCUUUUAUCUUGAACUGUUCAUUUGUGAAAUGGAAAUUUCCUGGACACAUUCACUCCUGAAAGCAGAUCACUCUAAAUUGUAACCUAGACACAUGCAUUUUCUGUUAAGCUUCUUUGAAACGAUGUGUACUGUAAAAGGCGCUUUACAAAUAAAUUUGAAUUGAAUCGAA
Molecule: messenger RNA, 2762 nt
Organism: Cyprinus carpio (common carp)
Lineage: Eukaryota; Metazoa; Chordata; Actinopteri; Cypriniformes; Cyprinidae
Product: interferon-induced GTP-binding protein MxE-like
Exons: 12
Coding region: 236-2092 (618 amino acids)
Biological process (GO): defense response to virus
Cellular component (GO): membrane; microtubule; nucleus
Molecular function (GO): GTP binding; microtubule binding; GTPase activity
Source: RefSeq, a predicted model, not a curated record